Messenger RNA from Verticillium alfalfae VaMs.102, 2082 nucleotides. RefSeq lists its product as hypothetical. The transcript is spliced from 3 exons. Bases 1 to 2082 code for a protein of 693 amino acids. The record is from RefSeq and is a predicted model, not a curated record. Lineage: Eukaryota; Fungi; Ascomycota; Sordariomycetes; Glomerellales; Plectosphaerellaceae.
AUGCCGCCCCUGCCUGGAUUUUCCGACAACCCCUUGCGUACGCGGGCCGACCUCGUCCAGGCCACAAUUGCGUUGCUCCGACCGCUUGUAUCAUGCUUCUCCUCGGGCAAAGGCCGCGUGCGCGUCCCUGUGUCGACAGCCGCACACUUCGACGAAGGGGCCGCACAGUUGGAGGGUUUUGCGCGGCCCUUAUGGGCGGUCGGUGCACUACUCAUAGCGAGAGCGUCAGAUCCGAGAGAAGCUGCAUUGGUUGAUGAGAUUGUGCAGCCGUGGAUCGAUGGUUUCGUCACAGGAACCGACCCGGACCACGAAGACUACUGGGGCGAGAUUCACGACACUGAUCAACGCAUGGUUGAAGCCGAGAUUCUGGCGUUUUCUUUGCUUGCAGCUCCGGAUCGCACAUACGGAUCACUAGAUGCACGAUCAAAGCACAAUAUCACCAACUGGCUUCGGCAACUCCAUCACCAGCCCAUGCCGAAGAACAACUGGCGCUGGUUUCGUGUAUUUGCAAACCUAGCGCUGGUCAAAGUUUGCGGAUUGUCACUCGAUACUGUACAGAAGGAGAUGGCAGCUGACCUGGAACUGCUUGACACAUUUUACCGCCUAGAUGGAUGGUCUGCCGAUGGGCCCUGGCAGACGCCAGAGCAAGCCGAGAGUGAAGUAGAAGCCUACAAAGAGACGGGGCGGCGGGAUACCAUCGGCAUUGGGCGUCAGGCUGACUACUACUCGGGGAGCUUCGCCAUUCAAUUCAGUCAAUUACUUUUUGUACGUUUCGGCUCAGACAUCGACCCUAGCCGAGCCGAGAUCUAUCGUCAACGAGCGAGGGACUUUGGUGUUGGUUUUUGGCGCUACUUUGACGCUGAUGGUGCUGCUAUUCCGUUCGGAAGGUCACUCACAUACCGAUUCGCCUGUGGCGGUUUCUUUUCAGCCCUCGCAUUUGCCGACGUCGUUAACAUGCCUGCACCUCUCGACAACCCUGGGGCCAUUAAAGGGUUUCUUCUACGGCAUCUCAGAUGGUGGGCGCGACACUCCACCAGCAUCUUCAACACCGAUGGCACGCUCAGCAUCGGAUGGCUCUAUCCGAAUAUGUACAUGAGUGAAGAUUAUAACUCCCCGCAGUCCCCAUACUGGUGUCUGAAGACCCUUAUCGCGGUCGGAAUAUGUGAGGAUCACGACUUUUGGCAGGCCGAAGAGCAACCAUACCCUGAUUUCGGUCCAGGCACAGCAUUAUUGCCCGCACCCGAGCAAAUUCUCUGCAACCAUCCUACAGGGAACCAUCACUUCAUGCUGUCACCUGGUCAGUUUGUUGCUUGGCCAAUGAAGGCUAAUCAGGCAAAGUACUGUAAACUGGCCUAUUCAUCGACAUUUGCCUUCUCCGUCCCGACUGGCCCAUUGCUUGCGCAGUUGGCACCGGACAGCACGAUUUUACUGAGCCGUGAUGGCAGAGAAACGUGGGCUGGAAAAUGGAAGUGCGGAGUGGUGGCGUUCCCUCAGCUCGUUCUCGCCGGCGUCGACGUCCAGGUCUCGCGCGUCACAUGGCUUCCUUGGGGCGAUGGGGCAGUUGAGGUCGAGACGACUUUGAUUCCUCCAGCGAAUGCCUGGCCCGAUUGGCACAUCAGAAUCCACCAAAUCACAGCGAACACACCCCUAGACAGCCUUCACAUUGUCGCCGGUGGAUUUGCCAUAAUGGGCAGAACAGGUUCGGGCCGGGGCCUGCCGGCCGUUGACCAUACAGCCGGCAAGUGCCCAGAUGAAGGUAUUCUAGAGGACGAAAUGUCAGUUUUGGUGCUCUCCUCCGCUGGCGCAAGCGGCAUCGUGUCCUACACGUCCAGCAGUGGUGUUCCGAUUUCUGCCAGGAGCCAUGCCCUCAAGCCUGAUGCGAAUACGAACAUUGCCUGUCAACGAACCCUAAUCCCAGUCACGGAGAAUGCUACUGGGUCACUUAAGGUCGGGCAUAGCUUCGUUCUGGUAGAGUGUGUAUUUGCUACGACUGAGAAGCAGGGAGCAGACUUGGGUCAACGUUGGGCGCAGUGUCCCAGGCUGGAUGCCUUGAGUGUAGCUUUCCCCCGACUAGCAGCCUAG